This is a messenger RNA of Schistosoma haematobium, 1924 nucleotides long. Its product is annotated as AN1-type zinc finger protein 5. NCBI's taxonomy places the organism in Eukaryota, Metazoa, Platyhelminthes, Trematoda, Strigeidida, Schistosomatidae. The coding region runs from base 464 to 901 and encodes 145 amino acids. Gene Ontology annotation, molecular function: zinc ion binding; DNA binding. The transcript has 3 exons. The record is from RefSeq and is a predicted model, not a curated record.
AAAAUAUUAGUUUCGAAAACCCUUCUAAAUGGUUCAAAUAGUUGUGGACGGAAUAAAAGAAGCUUUCGCUUAACAGGCUUCCGUGUCUAGUAGCAGGGGAUCACAAAAACCUCCAGGCAGGAGCCUAGGUAUGCUAACAAUAAAAGAGGAAAAGAAAUUAGUAAAUCAUAAUGUGAUACUAUCCUUAGUCUAAAGGAACACGGAUGCGAAAUAGCCUAUAGCAAAGCGUUAAAAAUCCUUGUUUAUGAGAACAAAACCUUUUAUGCCAAUUUAUAUCUCAAUCUUUAGUUUGUUGUUAUAAAUAACUCAGUGCUACCAAGCGCCCUAUCCAACGGUAGUUCCUUAGUCAUCAUCCUGCCAUAUCUUGUAUGACACAAUCCCCACUGCUACUGACGUGCCACUAACAAAUCUUAUUCGCACUGCUAUAGAAAUUCAAUUUGUUCAUCACACUGAUAUAAAUAUAAUGGAGGAAAAUGACCAGUCGCAGAAUAUACCUUUAUUAUGCCGUAAAGGAUGUGGAUUUUAUGGAAGUCCUAAUUUUGAUGGAUUUUGCUCCAAGUGUCAUCGCAGUAUGCAGGUCCAGGCGGAAAAUGUACAAGCAGUCUCUCGCGUGACUUCUGACUUCGAAGAUAAGCUGUCUCCUGAAAGGAGUGUAAAGAUUACAGCCUCUUCAGCAUCCACGUCCUCUUCUGGACCAGCAACGAAAACCAGACCACGCUGUGCUGUAUGUCACAAACGUGUGGGUUUAACAGGUUUCAGUUGUCGCUGUGGUGGCCUAUACUGUAGCAUUCAUCGCUACUCUGAUGCACACAAUUGUUCCUAUGAUUACCGCGAGUCAGGUCAAGAAGAAAUUCGUCGUUCUAAUCCUCAAAUAGUUUGUCAGAAAGUUCAAAAAAUUUAAUGUUCUCAAUAUUCCCCUUUUGUAAAAACUGAUGAUCAGGAAUCUUGCUCCGAUGAUUGUUUUUACUUUACACCUGGUUUCAUUUGUGGCUAGAGACUAUAUUUCGUGUUGGUUCCAAAGUUUAAUCUAUUGUGUAUACCGUCGUUAAAAUUUCAGCUUACCACAUCACCAGUUUAUCCAGCAGUAUUUGUUAUGCUCUCUUUUGAUGAAAUUCAUCGCCGUCAGUUAUACAAGAAUGGACAAUCAUUUUUGUAUGGAUGGAUUAUACUGCCAUUGAUUUCGCUUAAAAAUGUCAGAAAAGUGAUGAUUACUGCAUAUAUUUCCCUUACUGGACUAUAAUGUAUUCUAGUGGUCCUUUAAAUUUUGUGUGAUGUUUGAAAUUCAUUAAAUUCAGUCAACAUAUACUUUAUUCUUUCGUUUACAAUUGAGUGUGUAUUUUAGGCUGUUCAUUCUUUAAGCAGCUACCACUUAACUCAUUUUGAUAAAUGUAUGAAGUUUAAAUACAACUCUUGUGAGUGUGUUUAUGAUCGCAUAUGUCAGUGCUUUUACACUACUGUCUUUUCAGGUUCAUGGCAGCGUAAACUAUUUCAUCCUUUUGCGGCUUGCAUGAAUCUUCUAUCUAAUUAUACCGGCACAUUUUUGCUGGUUUGUACACAUAAAAUCCCCUAUCAGUUUUAUUAUGCUCAACUCGGCUGUGUUCUUUCACCCAUUUUGUAGUAUUGUGUAGGUUACCGUUAGUGUAUCACUACUUUUGUGUGUGACAUUUUGCAGGUUCAUUAUUUUGUCUUGGCCUUUUUUAGGCGAUGCGAAGGACACGUAUUAAACUGUUCUUGAUUACUAGUUUACUGAUCAUUGUCAUAAAUGUCAUAAGCUCUAUUCACUUUGUAUGCUUUACAUAUUGGGUUCUAUUCGUUUUCCUACCAUUUCUCAAAGCUAUAUUGUCUUGUAAUUUUCUUCUAUCCUAUUUAGCUAGCGUAUUUGGUUUUAGUCUGCUUAUUGCACAAAUAUAUUUUAACGAGCCCA